CACCCGGGCCUUAAUUUCCGGAGUAACUAGCAGUCCAAAUUUCGGAGUAAAUUAUAUUUGCCAGAUAAUCCAUCUCCGCCCAAAACGCAGUCGGAGGCUUUGAAAUCAGCUCGUCAAAAAUUCCAGUCAGUGGAAUCUGAGGCAUCGAAGAGCUCAGAGUUGCUAAAAGGGAAGCUGGAGAGAUAUUACUGAAAAGUCGCUGAGUCUGCUAACGACAAAUACCCCAGCGUUGCGUGUGGGCGCCCUCCCUCUUAUGGGGUCGACUACUACGAUGCCGCUGGGGUCACUCAAACCCCCAGAACUGAGCCUCUACUUUAGUCAAUCCUCUUUGACAUAACCUCUCCCAACCACGAACUACCUGUCAAAACAAAUGUUUCACAAACUUCUAAAUAAAUACCCUACAAUUCUGUCGGUACUGAACCCCGGAUGUGGGUGUGAUAGACUUCACCAGAUACCAAAUUCUUCAUAAAUUCUAUCAUGAAUUUUGCGGAAGAACUCAUCGAGGAAUACUUGGAAUCAGAAAAGUGCUAUUCACUGUUGUCAUAAGGCUUAAUUUAUUCUUAUUACUCCUAUUAAAAAUUUUUCACUGAAAAUGGUUCUACCUCCUGUUGUAACUGGGAUUUCUCCUAAGGAAGGUCCGCCGGGAACAAGAGUCACGGUUCGUGGGGAAUUUCUGGGAAAUAGGGCACAGGACCUAGUAGGUUUGACAAUCUGCGGCUGUGACUGUCUCCUCUCCGCAGAAUGGAAGUCUGCGAACAAAAUUAUAGCCCGUUCGGGUCCUUGCAAAGGCCGAGGGGAUAUAAUCGUAACCACUCGAAGCGGUGGUCAGGGUACCUCGACAGUUCAAUUCCGGGGAUACCACGAGACCAUUGGCCCAAUGAAGGAAUCCGCAGUCUGGGUUGAGGAGGCCCCAGUCCAGAGCUUCGUCUGGGGUCGACGAGCCCUUUCCCCGACAAAUUAUCAACAAGAGGAUCCCUUAGGACUUAGCGUUGAGGGCAAUGACGUUAAGAAAUUCCCAGAGGACGAGCUGUGCGAGCUCUUCGGAGAAAGCAAUGGUGAACUUACGUCUGAGAAAUUCCAUCCGGGAUGGUUUCUCCUUCAGCAUCACCAUGCCACUUCCCUGGAUGACCUGAAGGCAGGGCUCGCCUAUCUCAGGCGUAAAGUGAAUUCUCAGAAAGAGGGGCAGCUCUCCUUCCUGAAGGCCAACGUGGGGUCAGUCAUGGAACAGCUGGAAACUAUUGUCCUGCUGAAGGAGCAAUUUGAGGCUGACGUCAAGAAAUUCGGUGACGAUCCCACAGCAAAACUCGAGGCAGCCAUCAAAACAUCGAUGGAGGAAGCAAAUAAACUCUUUGAUGACGUGCUGGCUAGGAGGGAUAGGGCAGACGCAACCAGAAGUGCUCUAUCAGUCAUGCAGCGUUACCGAUUUCUUUUCUGCAUGCCUGUCAAUAUUGAGAAGAAUAUAAAGAGGGGAAACUAUGACUUGGUUAUCAAUGAUUAUGCCAGAGUGAAGAAUUUAUUCGGUAAUACCGAUGUUGAAAUCUUUAAAAAAGUCCUAGCUGAGAUUGAGAAUAAGAUAGAAAUGCUGAGGGACAUUCUACGCAAAAAAUUGGAGGAAAUUCCGUUCGCACUCGAGAGACAAAAGAAAAUAAUUCGACAUUUAGUGAAUCUUGAGGCUGACGGAGAUCCUGCCUGGGACGCUAUUGUCUCGCAUGCUGCCUACUUGGACAAAAACAUUUCCGGAUGUCUUCAGGAUUUUCUUGCCGACAAUGCCAAUGAUGACGGUAUCAAUCGACAAAAGAGCAACAACUUGACGCCAAUCGCUGCUGAUAGGCAGAGGAUGUUCAGAAACGAUGCCAAUUGCAAUGUGCCUUCGAGAGUCUUAUGUAUUGAAGCGAUUUGUGACGUUGUAGCUGAACAGUUACCUGAUUUAUGGCGAUUGGGACAGAGUUACUUUACUGGACAGCUCCAUGUCGCUGUGGACGCCGAAAAACAGGGGCCUUUCAAAAAUUUGGUACUCAGCUGCAUUCAGAGGGCCAGCGAAGCCAUAAAGAUCUAUGGCAAGGAUUUGACACCAGCUUGGCUAAUGCACAGCCUGCGAUGUUUUAGACAGAUGUAUGCUGCCCUUAUUCAUCUGGAUUUGCCUAGUGAGGCUCUAGAUAUUUUUGGAAAAUGUCUGUUCGAUCUUAGAUUGCAAUGUUUAGUCGCUCUCUUCAAACAAACUGCUGACAAUGUCGGGGGACUACAGAAAAAAGAAACCUGGCAAUUGGAAUACCUUCCGAAUGAAGACGGUGGGAUAACAAAAUUGCCAUGUUUAUUCGAAGAAAUGGUGAUGGAGGUAUCUGAUCGUGCUCGAGAAACUGCCAUUGCAUGUGGACCUAGGGAAACGCCACUCCUAGACAAUAUCACACCCCAAGCUCUCUUCCAUAAUUCGGUUAAGAUGCUCUUCGUAGCAUUCUCAAGGUGCCUACAACAAUUAGCUUUCAGUGGUAGCGAAGAGGCUAAUGAUGAAGAUGAUGUUUCUCAACUUGUCAGCUCACCUGCAGUUUACAGAUCGAGGGAAAAACAUAGAGGCCCUGUCACUCCGACGUGGGAGAAAUGUUUGUUGAUUACUCUCAGUAAUAUUCGUUACACCAUGAAUACUGUUCUGCCAAGAGUUGUGGAGGCUCUUAAAUCCAAAGGAUAUCCUGAUCUGUCGACUGCUGAUGGCUGGAGGAAAGACUGGACGCACUUGGAAACUCUGGAUACUGCAGUUUUGGAUGCCUAUCUUGAGAGACGAUGUGAUCCUCUCGUGGGGACCAUUGAGCCUAGCAUGUACCUGGGGCGACUCGAAUGGGACUCAGAUGUUGAGCCUACUCAUAUCAGGCCUUAUGCCCAGGAAGCACUGGCUAAUCUCAUUGCUGUACACGCAGAGGUUACUCGAGUGUCUCCUGGUCUCCUAAAACGAGUUCUAUCUCAUAUUGUGGAGACAAUCGCAGAGGAACUGGCGAGAUUAAUGUCUUGUGUGAGAAAAUUCGGACCUUCUGGAAUUAUUCAAGCCCGAGCUGACAUUACAUUAUUAAGGAAUGCCCUAUUAAUUUACAGUACACCGCGAGCAAGCACAUUCUUUGAAGAAGCUCUAGAUGCAGUUCCACCUCCAAAAAAUGGGACUGACGCUUCUCGGAUUGAGGCACUCCUCAGUAAAGUCACUUCAUCAAUGCAAUUACAAAUUCGCUGUCUUGCCGAGAGACCCAAAUCAGCACAAAUUAGUCAAGAUGAUGAUCUAAACCGAACGACAGUUGUUUAACAAAUAAAGAAACCAGUUGAAUUUAAAUAGUCUAUUCCCUUCAUUCAACUAUUCGGUAUAAACACUAAAAA
Molecule: messenger RNA, 3354 nt
Organism: Fopius arisanus
Lineage: Eukaryota; Metazoa; Arthropoda; Insecta; Hymenoptera; Braconidae
Gene: Sec5
Product: secretory 5
Exons: 7
Coding region: 593-3283 (896 amino acids)
Biological process (GO): Golgi to plasma membrane transport; exocytosis
Cellular component (GO): exocyst
Source: RefSeq, a predicted model, not a curated record